CAGCAGGAAAAGCUUUUUUGGGGAACUUAGAGAAGUUUGUGUUUCAUCGGAGCUACGUGAUGAAAAGAAAAAACUUUUACACACCGAGUUAGAAAGUUUGAAAGUCAGCCUUGCAGUUAAGGGACAAUGGGACUCCCCACUCUGGAGUUCAGUGACUCAUUCCUGGACAGCCCGGACUUUAGAGAGCGUCUCAAAUGUCAUGAAAUAGAGCUGGAGCGAACAAAUAAAUUCAUCAAAGAACUCAUCAAGGAUGGAAAUAUGCUGAUCACUGCGCUCAACAGUCUUUCUGCUGCUGUCCAGAAGUUCUCCCAGUCAUUGCAGGAGUUCCAGUUUGAGUGCCUUGGUGAUGCAGAGACAGAUGAUGAGGUGAACAUUGCCCAGUCGUUUAAAGAGUUCGCCCAGCUUUUGAACACUGUUGAAGAGGAAAGAAGACGUUUGAUUCAGAAUGCAGAUGAUGUCUUGAUUACUCCCCUGGAAAAAUUUCGAAAGGAGCAAAUUGGUGCAGCAAAGGAGGGGAAGAAGAAAUUUGAUAAGGAAACAGAGAAAUACUACUCCACACUUGAGAAACACCUCAACUUGUCAUCCAAAAAGAAGGAGGCAUAUCUGCAGGAGGCUGACAAACAGAUUGAUAAGGAGAGACAACUGUUUUAUGAUGCGUCCCUUGAGUAUGUUUUCAAAAUACAAGAAGUACAAGAGAAGAAGAAAUUUGAGUUUGUUGAGCCGCUCCUGGCCUUUCUUCAGGGAUUGUUUACAUUCUACCAUGAAGGAUAUGAGCUGGCUCACGAAUUUGAGCCAUACAAACAGCAGCUCCAAUUCAACUUACAAAACACACGAAACAACUUUAUGAGCACCAAACAGGAAGUGGAGAAGCUGAUGAAGAGGAUAAGGUCUGCAGAUCAGGACUAUAAACCCCCAGGCCAGUGGACUAUGGAGGGCUUCCUGUAUGUCCAGGAGAAACGUCCUCUGGGAUGCAAUUGGACACGUCACUACUGCACAUACGAGAAAGGCAGCAAGACUUUCACCAUGAGCAAUACUGAAAAUAAGUCAGCUGGGAAACAGAAUGGCCUUGUCCUGAAUCAACCAGAGAUGUUCAAGCUCAAGUCCUGCAUUCGGAGGAAAACGGACUCCAUUGACAAGCGUUUCUGCUUUGAUAUUGAAGUUGUUGAGAGAAAUGACAUCUAUCGUGGAACUCUUUUCAGGCCGCUUCAGUUUUUCUGUAAAGUCCGGCAUGGCGUUAUGACACUGCAGGCACUGUCAGAGUCCAACAGAAGACUGUGGCUUGAGGCCAUGGAUGGCAAGGAGCCGAUUUACAACCUCCCGGCCAUAUUAAGCAAAAAGGAGGAGACAUAUCUUAAUGAGGCAGGUUUUAACUUCAUAAGGAAAUGCAUUGACCUGGUCGAGAAGAGAGGCAUAAAUACAAUGGGUCUGUACAGAAUUGGAGGGGUCAACUCCAAAGUGCAGAAGCUGAUGACCACAGUCUUUUCAUCCAAGGCACCUGUGGACUUAGACCUGGAUCCAGAGAUGUGGGACAACAAAACUAUCACCAGUGGUUUGAAGAAUUACCUCAGGUGUCUCUUUGAGCCUCUCAUGACCUUCAAGCUCCACAAAGAUUUCAUCAUGGCUGUCAAAUCAGAUGACCAGAACUACAGGGUGUGUGCUGUCCAUGCCUUGGUCCAUAAGCUGCCUGAGAAGAAUAGAGAAAUGCUGGAGUUACUGAUAAAACAUCUUGUCAUAGUUUCUACACAAAACCAGUCCAACAUGAUGACAGUGUCAAACCUGGGUGUGAUCUUUGGGCCUACUCUGAUGCGGUCACAGGAGGAGACUGUAGCCGCCAUGAUGAACAUUAAGUUCCAGAACAUUGUGGUAGAAAUACUAAUUGAGAACUUCAACAAGAUCUUCCACCAGCCUCCAGAUCCCAAUGUGCCACUGCCCCAACCACAGAGUCGGCCCGACUCUCGCAGGAGUAGAGCCAUCUGUCUGUCCAAAGGACCCAGGAAACCCCGCAGCCUUUACACCCCAGCACUGUGCCUGGCAGAUGCAGAAAGUCUCUGUAUAGGUGACACUUUCAGCAGCAGUCCAAACAGCACACCUAUGGGCAGCAUGGAGUCUCUCUCAUCCCACUCAUCUGAGCAGAAUACCUCCUCAAAAGCAGCUUCUUCUGGACAGAGGACAGGUCCAGAAAAGUCACUGUCAGACCUCCACCGGACACCGUCACAGCUCUCAAAUGAUCCUAAGAGCACAGCGUGUGCCAGCAGCCCUGAAUCCAGCUCCAGGGAAGACACAGGGCGAACAGAUGGAGAGUCAGAGGAUGCUCUCAGCCUAUCCUCAGUCAGCACAACACCACGACUGUCUCCUGCACCCAAAAAAGCCCCCCACUGCAACACUUACCUCAAGCCAGAACUGAUGAACCUCUCUGCUUCUCCCUCUCUGAAAUCACUUCAUCUAUCUGACGGUCGCAGGAGCUGCAGUGGAUCUGUUCAAAGUUUAACCACACUGGAGUCCAAAGAGAGUGUAAAACCCACAGUGCACACGGACCUUCCACCAAAACAAGUGAUCCGCCGCAGGAUGGACGGCUCAGUCAGCAAUGGCUACCAAAGGCCUGCCUCAAUUGUUGCUGCCCGAGCACAACUUUUUGAAAAUGCCUCUUUCCAACAGUCUACUCCAGUUGGAAGAGAUGCCAAGGCCAUGUAUUCCUGUGAGGCAGAGCACAGCCACGAGCUCAGCUUCCCCCAGGGGGCACACUUCUCAAAUGUCUACCCCUCUGUUGAACCAGGCUGGCUCCAAGCAACAUAUGAGGGAAAAACAGGUUUAAUACCAGAGAAUUAUGUUGUUUUUCUGUAGCAGGUGGUAAACUUGACUUUUUUUUCCAUGGUAUCCAUGAAAAAAUAAUUCAUUUUGUUGUGACAUUCCUACUGUGGUUAUGACAUGCAUUUUUAUUGCAGAUAUUAAGCAUAGCAGAUUUCUCUUGUAACAUUAGAAGUUUAAAUCCAAAAAAAUAUACCUCCUUUUCUGAAAGAGUUAUGUAUUUAGGGAAUCUGCAGAUAUUCAGUAGAAGUAGAUGUGUUAAAUGUAAAUAUUUUACCCAACGACUGCACUGAUGCCAGUAUUAGCCUGCAAAAUCACAAAACAAUAAUUGCUUUUCAACUUUUUAUUCUCAGA
Molecule: messenger RNA, 3159 nt
Organism: Melanotaenia boesemani (Boeseman's rainbowfish)
Lineage: Eukaryota; Metazoa; Chordata; Actinopteri; Atheriniformes; Melanotaeniidae
Gene: arhgap42b
Product: rho GTPase-activating protein 42
Exons: 25
Coding region: 127-2841 (904 amino acids)
Biological process (GO): signal transduction
Cellular component (GO): cytoplasm
Molecular function (GO): GTPase activator activity; protein binding
Source: RefSeq, a predicted model, not a curated record